Saprolegnia parasitica CBS 223.65 is the source of this 681-nucleotide messenger RNA. RefSeq lists its product as hypothetical. The transcript has a single exon. NCBI's taxonomy places the organism in Eukaryota, Oomycota, Saprolegniomycetes, Saprolegniales, Saprolegniaceae. Bases 1 to 681 code for a protein of 226 amino acids. The record is from RefSeq and is a predicted model, not a curated record.
AUGCCCCCGAACGCAACCCAGCACCCUCGCAUGGUCAUAUCGUUCAUCCUCGUCAGUAGCAGCAACGACGACGAGGUCCAGGACAACACUAGCUGCCCACAGCCGCAGGACGCGUUGCCGAGCGCUGGCUACCGCCACCCGCGACGCCAGGUAGAGCAGACAGGCAGGAAGCAGUGCGACUACCCGCGCUGCAAGCGAGCAUCGUCGCGCGGAACGAACCGGUGCGUCAGUCACGGUGGCGGCAAGGCGUGUACCGUCCCGGGCUGCAACGUCGCUGCACAAAGCCAUGGCCUCUGCAAGAAGCACGGCGGUGGCCCGCGCUGCUUGGUGCGAGGCUGUAGCAAAAGCUCCCAAGCCGGCGGCAAGUGCAUCGCGCACGGCGGUGGCCAGCUCUGCAUGCAGCCAGGCUGCCACAUGCGAGCGCAGCGUGGCAAGCGCUGUUCAAUGCACGGCGGCUUUGUUCUCUGCGCGGCCGCGGGCUGCUUCAACAAGGACCGCGGCGGCGGCUUGUGCAACCAGCACCGCCAGCAUCUGCUCUGCAGCGUCCCCACAUGCAAGCGUCUCGGCAAGGUCGAUGGCGUUUGCACGCAGCACUACAAGAUCGCCAAGCACGCCACGGACCAUAGCAACGCCGACGGCGUCGUCCCGCACCCGCCUGGCCUAGAGCGCAUCGAGCUGUAG